Octodon degus (degu) is the source of this 369-nucleotide messenger RNA. Its product is annotated as putative 40S ribosomal protein S26-like 1. Bases 1 to 369 code for a protein of 122 amino acids. The record is from RefSeq and is a predicted model, not a curated record. Gene Ontology annotation, cellular component: ribosome; cytosolic small ribosomal subunit. NCBI's taxonomy places the organism in Eukaryota, Metazoa, Chordata, Mammalia, Rodentia, Octodontidae. Gene Ontology annotation, molecular function: structural constituent of ribosome; mRNA binding. Gene Ontology annotation, biological process: translation. The transcript is spliced from 2 exons.
AUGAUGAAAAAAAGAAAGAACAAUGGUCAUGCCAAAAAGGGCCGCGGUUAUGUGCAGCCUAUUCGCUGCAUGAACUGCACCUGUUGCAUACCCAAGCAUAAGGCCAUUAAGAAGUCGGUCAUUCAGAACAUAGUGGAGGCUGUCACCAUCAGGGACAUUUCUGAAGCGAGUGUCUUCGAGGGUUAUGAGCUUCCCAAGCUCUAUGUGAAGCUGUGUUACUGUGUGAGUUGUGCCAUUCACAGCAAAGUGGUCAGAAAUCGAUCUGGUGAAGCCUGUGAGGACCGAACACCUCCACCCCGAUUUGGACCCGCAGGUGCUGCCCCACGGCCUCCACCAAAGCCCAUGGGAGGGGGGCUGGACUGGUCGUGA